Molecule: messenger RNA, 3444 nt
Organism: Zerene cesonia (dogface butterfly)
Lineage: Eukaryota; Metazoa; Arthropoda; Insecta; Lepidoptera; Pieridae
Gene: superdeath
Product: aminopeptidase N
Exons: 14
Coding region: 170-3121 (983 amino acids)
Biological process (GO): peptide catabolic process; proteolysis
Cellular component (GO): cytoplasm
Molecular function (GO): zinc ion binding; metalloaminopeptidase activity; peptide binding
Source: RefSeq, a predicted model, not a curated record
UUUCCACUGCAAAGCUGGGCGGUCAGUUGCCACCAGAACUCUGAAUGAAGCGGUUGUGUCAUAUGUUAACGUGUCUUCCCGCCUUUAACAGCCGCGAUUAAAAGAACAAUGGAUACUACGUCACGUUGAGAUCGCAAUGACAUAACGAAAAGUUCGGCAGGCACCAGACAUGGACGGAACCCUGCAAACUGAAUUCUCGACAAAACCCAAGAGAGGAGUGUACCUUUCCAAGGGUCUUGCAACAGUCAUUUUCGUUAUAUUCUCUCUAGCGCUAGUCGCUACUGCCUUCAUAGUUUAUAAUUUCGCGGCCUGUCCGAGGACAGAUCAAUUAGCAAAUGUGACUAAAUAUGAAUUAUCCCACUGUGACCAAUCAAAACUAUUAGUGAUACCGUUAAGUACAGAGCCUAGUGUAAAUAUCGAAACAACAGCUUUAAUAGAAACUACGACACAAUCAGAGAAAAAUAAAGUUAUUGAUGUACGGUUACCUACGAAUAUCAAACCUGAACGUUACUAUUUAAAAUUAACGCCAUAUAUAUUUGAAGGUAAUUUUACGUUUGAUGGUGAAAUAAGUAUAGUGCUAACGGUGAAAAAUGAGACGGAUACGGUUACAUUUCACGGUGUAGAGUUGACGUUCCAAAGUAUAGAAUUGUUUAAGAAAGAAGACGGGAAGACAAUAGAAAUCUUAGAGAGAAGGGAAGAUGUUUCAAAGCAAUUUCAUAUAUUGACUACCGAGGAGACGUUGAAAGCGGGUCAGCAGUACGUUUUGAAUAUAACGUAUGUGGGGAUUCUGAAUGACAAUUUACAUGGAUUUUAUAGAAGCUCCUAUGAAGAAAAGAAGGAUAAACGAUGGAUAGCAGUAACACAGUUUCAAGCAACGGACGCCAGGAGGGCUUUUCCGUGCUGGGACGAGCCCGCUCUCAAAGCAAAGUUUACUAUUAGUAUAGCCCGACCAGCAAAUAUGAGUUCUGUGUCCAAUAUGAAUAUUGUUUCUCGUGAACCACAUAAAGCCCUAAAGAAUUACAUCUGGGAUCAUUACGCGGAGUCUCUCCCGAUGUCAACUUACUUGGUUGCGUUUGCCGUGACUGAUUUUGGUAAUAUGAGUUACAACAACUUCUCAGUUUGGGCUAGGAAAGAGGCAUUAUCAUCAGCGGCCUAUGCGCUUGAUAUUGGCCCGAAAAUACUCAAGUUCUUGGAAGAGUACUAUAAAAUCAAGUUCCCAUUGCCGAAAAUAGACAUGAUUGCACUGCCGGACUUUAAAGCUGGUGCAAUGGAAAACUGGGGAUUACUGACUUUCAGAGAAAUAGCGAUGCUGUAUGAUCAUGGCGUCUCGCCGACCACAGCUAAGGCUCGGGUGGCGUCGGUGGUAGCCCAUGAGAUAGCUCAUCAGUGGUUCGGGAACCUGGUGACGCCAGCUUGGUGGUCCGAGAUCUGGUUGAAUGAGGGUUUCGCUAGCUAUGUGGAGUAUGUAGCCGUUGAUGCGGUUGAAAGUACUUGGAAGUUAAUGGAGGUUUUCGUGUUAAAUGAAGUUCAGAGCGUUUUCAAAUUAGAUGCUUUGACGUCUUCUCAUCAAAUCUCCGUAGAAGUUGGGAAUCCAGAGGAGAUCGGCGCUAUUUUUGAUAAAAUUUCUUACGGAAAAGGAUCAGCAAUACUCCGAAUGAUGAACCAUUUCCUCACUGAUGACGUCUUCAACGCUGGCAUAACAGACUACCUAAACGCCAAGAAGUACGGUGACGCAGAACAGAAGGACCUUUGGAGCGCACUCACCAAUGUGGCUAGGGAAAGAGGCGGUUUUGAUGCGGAUGUCGCUGUUAUUAUGGACUCUUGGACACUACAAACUGGUUUCCCAGUGCUUACGAUUACGAGAAAUUAUGAUACCGGCGCUGUUAGUUUUAGACAGGAGAGAUUUGUCCUCAUCAAUAGUACGAUUGAUGAGAAACCGGUGUGGUGGAUACCGAUAUCUUACACCACGGCUUCUGAAAAGAAUUUCCAAUCCACUCAGCCGCAGUUGUGGCUGAAGGGGGAACGAUCCGUUGUUGUCGAAAACAUUUCUAUCAGUAAAGAUGACUGGAUAAUUGCAAAUAUACAACAGACUGGUUUCUACCGCAUUAACUACGACCAACGUAACUGGGAGAUGCUUAUCAAUGUAUUAAACGAUCCGAAACGAUUCGAAGAAAUCCACCCGAUUAACCGAGCACAGAUAAUUGAUGAUGCCAUGAAUCUGGCACUUUCUGGAAGGCUCGAUUACAGAGUAGCUUUGGAUAUAACGAGCUAUUUAUCGCACGAAAGGAGCUAUGUUCCUUGGAAAGCAGGUCUAGUGGCUCUAGGGUACAUAGACACUAUGUUGUCCAAGGGAGCUUACUAUCUCGAAUAUCAACGUUACGUCCUGCGUUUGUUACACGGGACUGUAGCUGAUUUAGGUUGGGCCGUCUCUCUAAACGAGAGCGUGGUAAGGGCGCAGCAUCGCGUGGACAUGCUGUCAACGGCAUGCCACCUGCAGCAGGCGGAAUGCCUUGAGCACGCGGUGCGAAUGUAUGCGAAUUGGAUGCUAAACCCGAACCCGGAUACUUUCAACGAGAUCCACGCGGACAUCAGGAGUACUGUAUACUGUGUGGGAGUGCAAGUGGGAGGUGCGCGGGAGUGGAACUUCGCGUGGGAGCGCUUUGUUGUCGCCAGCGUGCCCUCCGAGAGGGAGCUGUUGCUUUCCAUACUGGGGUGUACCAGGGCGCCAUAUCUGUUGUACAGGUACUUAGAGCUUUCACUGCGCAACGACAGUGGUAUUCGUAAGCAGGACACUGUUAGAGUUUUCUCAGCUGUCGCGAGCUCGUCCAUUGGCGAACCGAUCGCUUUCAACUAUGUGAGAGACAAUUGGAAGAGAAUCAAGGAAUAUGUUGGUUCAGUAUCAACUCUCAACUCGAUUUUGAAGUUGGUUACGAGAAGAUUAAAUCAAGCACACGAAUAUGAUGAGUUGAAGAGAUUUGUUGAUACACACGGAAAGCAUUUGGGAAGACCGGCACAACAAGUGCUAGAAAGAACAGAGGCAAAUGUGCAGUGGACGGAAAGGAACUAUAACACUAUCGUCGACUGGUUGUUACAGACAGAAAAAAAUACUAACAAUAAUUAAAAUUAUAGAAACAGUGAUUAAAUAGUAUUAUCUAUGUUUAUAAUUUGAAACUAAUUGAAAAUUUAAAUAAAUCGCCAAUGCCUAGUUAUGUACUGAAGCGCGAAAGAUGUUUGAUAAAGUAGAGGACUUAAAUAUAAUAUAAAAGUAACGACUUGAUUUAUUGUUUUUAUAGUAGGUGCGAGCAUUGUAGCUAAGCAAUCUACUCCAUGAUUUUAAUAAUUAUGUAUUCAUACCUAAAUUGUUAAUAAAAUCUCGGAUUAAUAGUUCAUUGAUUAAUAAAUUAUCCGUAUCCUGGAAAUAAAUAAAUAAUAUUAAUAAUGAAA